Messenger RNA from Tetrahymena thermophila SB210, 1053 nucleotides. Its product is annotated as NLI interacting factor-like phosphatase. Gene Ontology annotation, molecular function: phosphoprotein phosphatase activity. The record is from RefSeq and is a predicted model, not a curated record. The transcript is spliced from 8 exons. NCBI's taxonomy places the organism in Eukaryota, Ciliophora, Oligohymenophorea, Hymenostomatida, Tetrahymenidae.
AUGUUAAGCAAAAUCAAUUAAACUGUUUUAAGAUAUCACUUGAACGCUCAUAAAAAUUUAUAUAUGAAGAAUAUCAGAGCUUUUUCAUCUUAGAACAACAAUCAAUAAAAUACUGAAGGUGAAUAAAAUACAAAUGGAGGUAGAUAAACUGAAGGUGAAAGCGAGUACCAAGAAACAACAACAUAAAAGACUACUAGUUUUGCUAGAUAGGUAUUCAGAUUAGGCUGGUGGACUUUUGUUGGUUUAUUUUCAUAUAAUUAUUACUUGGCUUCCACUUCUUAAAAUCCAGAGAAGGAAACAGGUUAUGUAGCACCUGUUUUUGCUUUAUCAACAAAAGUACAAAAGAAAGUUUAAGAUGUGAUUGAUUUCUUCACAAAACCUCCAGCAUAAAAUCUUUUAGUUGAUUAGCAUUUAGUUUAUGGUUUUGGACCUGCCCCUAAAACUUUAGUUCUUAAUCUUACAGGAACUAUUGUCCAUACUGAAUUCAAAUUUGGCAAAGGUACUCAAAUUAAGAAGAGACCUGGAUUGAAUGAAUUUCUUAACAGACUUUCUGAACAUUAUGAGAUCGUUAUUCUUGCUGACGAAGAUUCAUUUUUUGUUGAUGAAGUCAGAUAACACUUAGACCCAAAUUAAAGAAUAUUUUUUAAUGGAUUUGGUAAAGAAGCUAUGGUUUUUGAAGGAAAGUACUAUAAAGAUUUGAGUUACUUAAAUAGAGAUUUAAAAAGAAUUGUUGUUGUUGAUUGGAACGAAGAUUACUAUAAAAAGCAUAUUGAUAAUGCUAUUAUUUUAGAUAAGUACACUGGUAACUAAGAUGACUAGCUUUUGAAAGAAACUCUUCCUUUACUAUUGCGCUUAGCAAAUCCUAACAUUAAGGAUGUUAGACAAGAAUUAAGCAAAUAUGGUCACCAUAACCCUGGAAAAGCAUUUGUUGCAGAAAUGUAAACUAAGGUUGAUGCUUUGAAGCAACGUUAAUAAAAAGGUUUCGGUGGAUUUAUUUUAGGUGGUAGUAAUUAAUAAGCAUAUCCUUAAUACGCUAAGAAAGAUAACUAUUGA